ACACAGUCUUCCGCACGGGGGUCAGGUGGUAGUGUGUACUUCUCUCGGUACAGUUUGAAGCAAUACCGCUGCGUCUCAGCCUCACUGUAAGGACUGUAAGAUCUUACAGGAGGUGACGCCAGUGAUGUAUUGCUAUAAAAAGAAAAGGCUGUCGAUCAGUGUACGUGUCUGACUGUAUGUGGUAAAACGGAAAAUCCCUAAAACAAAUUUUUAAGUGUCAUUGUAUAAAAGUCGAUUGCUCAUGCUUACUGUUUCUAAGUGGAAUCAAAGUGUAAAGUGUUUGAAAUCAACCUGCGCAACUUAAAAAGAAACAGUAGAGCAGUGUAAGUGUUCAAGUGCAUUUGGUAAAAGUAAAAAUACCUAAAUCAAAGGUAAAGUGUCAGUAUAUAAGUGUCGAUUACUCAUGUUUACUUCUCCUGAGUUGACACACAGUGUAAAGAGCUCACAGAUGCCUUGAAAUCAACCUGUGCAACUUGAAAAAAUAAAAAAAUUAAUUGAGUGCAGUCAAACGGAAAAUAACUUAAACAAAGGUUAUAACGUGUCCGCGUAUAGGUGUGGAUCAGCCAUGGUUGUUGGUAUCAAGUUAAAACAAAGUGUCCAGUGCUCACACAUGUGUUUGAAAUCAACCAGUGCAACUUAAAAAUUAUGACAGUUCUCUAAACGCCAUAUUUUUAUAUUUUCAUAAAGAAAUACAUCAAUCUUAUGGCGUAUUUCCCGUAAGGACAAAAAUCAGUAUAUCCUAUUUAGGACCGUCGGAGGCAAUUUCACCUUUGACACCGUCGUCCUUAAAGGUCCUUGCGGGUCCUCGCUGGUCUCCUUCGGGUGUAGAAGGAUCAGGGAAGGACAUUAUACAUCUGUGGCGAAGGUUUUUUUUUUUGGCGUGUGGGAGGGUCCCGGUAAUUACGCAACGAACUCAAGAUGUUCUUUUCAGCAACGGCGCUAAGGUUAAUAAAAUUUGACCUCCAUGCAAACAAGAGAGUGAAAAACGCCGUGAACUAAAAUGUCUACCCAAAAAUGACACUGUUGUCUGUGUAAUGUGACCCGUGAUGACCUCAAAGACGAUGCUGGUCAAAACUAGGCCUAGUGACUCCUCCAGUCAGUGGUAGGAGCGUCCGACAACCCCACCCCACCCUGGUCGAGCAACUCCUCCCGCGGAAGGCGCUGCAGGGCGUCGGCAUGCACCUCCCACGCCGCCUCUGCAGCCUCGUCGGGAUCUUCUGCGUCUCCCUGUGCUGCCUCUUCUACGUCGCCGACUACUACGACUACUACUACGCCCGCACGGCGGCGCUGAGCAAGCCGCCCCAGUCGUCGUCGCUGGAGGAUGACGAGGGCGGCGGCGGCGGCGGCGGAGGUGGCGUCGAGGAGCCGCGGAUCCUGCCGGUGUCCUACGUCGACCUGCAGGAGAACAACAACCUGACGGCCGACCCGUUGGACUGGAAGGACCGGCAGAGGCUGAAGUUGGCCCAGAGGGCGGCGCGCGACAAGAGACGGAAGAAGUGCAGGAAGCGGAUCAAUGGGAAAUGCAGGAAGCUUCAGACGGAGCGGGACCUGCAGUUCUACGAAGAGGGGGAGGAGGAGGAGGAGGAGGCAGAAGAAGAAGAAGAAGAAGGACGAGGAGUAGGAGUAGGAGGAGGAGGAGGAGGAACAGGGAUGGAAGAGAAGAGCAGCCUUCCAGCGGUGGUCGUCGAUGAAGGCAGUUACAAUAGCCUGGAAAAUGGUUCGCUGGAAGUGUCCCCCGUCUGGAGCGAGUUCGCUGAUAGAGGAUACACUAUUGUCGGUGAAGGCGGUUCUGCCAUGCGUCGUCUUCCCCAGGUGCUGAUCAUCGGCGUGAAGAAGGCGGGCACGCGUGCCCUCCUGGCGUUCCUGAGGGUACACCCUUCCAUUCGGGCGGCAGGGCCCGAGAUCCACUUCUUCGAUAGGUUCUAUCACAGGGGACUCGCCUGGUACAGGAGCCAGAUGCCCCCAAGCCUGGAGGGCCAGCUGACGGUGGAGAAGACGCCCGCGUACUUCACCACCCCGGAGGUUCCCGCCCGAGUGAAGACGGACCUCCCCGACGUCCGGCUCCUACUCGUCGUCAGGGAUCCUGUCACAAGGGCCAUAUCAGACUACGCUCAGGGACUCAGCAAACACGGCUUCCGGAAGUCCUUCGAGGAGCUGGCCUUCGUCAACGUCACGACGGGCCUGGUCAACUCGAACUGGGGUCCAAUCAACGGGGGGCUCUACGCCAAACACCUGAAGAGGUGGUACGAGUACUUCCCCCGCUCCAGCAUCCACUUCGUCAGCGGGGAGAACCUCGUCCACGAUCCGGCCGCGGAGCUCGCCAAAGUUCAGGAAUUCCUGGGCCUGCGGAGGGUGAUCACGGACAAGCACUUCUUCUUCAACGCGACGAAGGGCUUCCCCUGCCUGGUGAAGCGCGAGAGGAGCGGACGCCCCCACUGCCUGGGCUCGUCCAAAGGGCGCUCCCAUCCCUCCGUCUCCGAAGCUACCUCGGAAACCCUCAGGGAUUUUUAUAGGCCCUUCAAUUUCAAGUUUUUCAAGAUGGCGGGGCAGAGGUUCCACUGGUAGCUUGCUUGUUUUACGUCACCAGGGGUUGGGGAGGGGAGGGGGAUG
Macrobrachium nipponense is the source of this 2610-nucleotide messenger RNA. RefSeq names its product heparan sulfate glucosamine 3-O-sulfotransferase 6-like. Bases 1177 to 2565 code for a protein of 462 amino acids. Gene Ontology annotation, molecular function: [heparan sulfate]-glucosamine 3-sulfotransferase activity. The transcript has 7 exons. The record is from RefSeq and is a predicted model, not a curated record. Lineage: Eukaryota; Metazoa; Arthropoda; Malacostraca; Decapoda; Palaemonidae.